Messenger RNA from Talaromyces atroroseus, 2235 nucleotides. RefSeq lists its product as hypothetical. NCBI's taxonomy places the organism in Eukaryota, Fungi, Ascomycota, Eurotiomycetes, Eurotiales, Trichocomaceae. The transcript has 2 exons. The record is from RefSeq and is a predicted model, not a curated record. The coding region runs from base 1 to 2235 and encodes 744 amino acids.
AUGAACCAACACCAACUAACAACAAUUCACCAGACCACAACGGCAACAUCAACAACAGACAGCAGUGCUCUUCUCUGUUGCGGCCAGAUGGAAACCUUCCAUCCGCUCUGUGAUUCGAGCCUUAUCCAGUCCCCUCCGGCACUCCCAAUGUCCACUGUCCCACCACGCAGCCGAUCUAAUUCCCGCGGUCUAGAAUCCUUGUUGUCAUCAUCCCCUCCCAACGAGCCGUCCUUGCCCCAGAUUCGCGAUGUGCACUCGCAACUUCCGGCAUUGCGGAUUGCCCCAUUGCGCCAGCCUGUUCCUCGUCGAAUCUGGAGCACCGCCCCCCCCUUUCCUCUGAAACCCGAGAUAACCGCUCACCCAGCGGCAGCCACAAAUGCAAGCGCCGCAUCUGGGGGCUCCAAUCUGCCGGAGAGGCUUCCAACUCUCGAGGAAUUUGUCCAUGCGGCUCGCACUUCAGACACUGACCUUCGCUCAAGCGAGGGCAACCACCUCGACUCGAACGUUCUGCCUGGUCCUCCGAAGACCAUCCUACCCGCCUUCAUCAAUCUCCAGACGGUCGAAAACCUACCAUACCUAUUCGAGGACCAUAACAGUCUAUCGAAGCGGCGCCGCAUAGAUGUAUUGGGAGAUCACUUUGCCAGUGAGCAUCUCCAGCUCCCCGUCCCGCAGACGCAAAAUGAAAAGAAGCCUCCCCCUUUUGGUCCAUUCGCCAUCUUGAAUGGACUGAAUGAGCCGCCGCCCAAUGCAGCAUUAUUCCCUCCCAUUGAACCGACCCUGCCGCCGAUUCUGACGAGGCCUACGAAUGAGCCACCCGAGUUCGCCAUUUCCGAAAAGCAAACCGAGAGACACGCGGAUAAACGAGAGCUGCGAUUAGCAGAGCUUCUUGACCCAAACAGUCUGGAGAGACCUGCCGUUGAUGAUGCCGAGCAAUGGAGGUUGGGCCAGGCUCCCAUAAAUCAUCGAAAUGAAAGUGCUGGACAACACUCGACAAACAAAGAGAGAUCUUUGGCAAAAUUUGGGGACACGAAUGAGCCCCUGUCGCCCAAGACGCGUGGCCGCUCACGCAAGAAUCUUCGAAAAUGGACGGAACAAGAGACCACUGAUCUGUUAAAAGGCGUGGUCAAAUGUGGCAUUGGAAACUGGACAGCUAUUCUGCAACAACCGGAAUUGAACUUCAACAAACGUAGUGCCGCCAAUUUGAAAGACCGUUUCAGAGUCUGCUGUCCAUGGGCUUACGGGGCGGCCGACCCAAAUGAAGCAACGAAGCAAAUACAAGACACCUUAGCCAACGCGUUGAUGAAAGCCGAAUCUUUGACCUCAGGGGCUGGUGGUAAAAUUCUUUUGCCUGACCCAAGGCCCAAGGAUAGUACAGUUUCUACAGAGCAUGUUGACCCUACUGCAUCCAAGUUGAACGAUGCGUUAGCGUUGACGCGAUCAAAGCAAUCAUCCUCCUCAACAUCGGCAUCCCCCUACUCUAACUCAUCAAAAUCUACGCCCAACCAGUCACUCAAAUCCAAAUCGACUCUAUCGUCGUUGGGUAUAUCGGAACCAUACUUUACAAUCAAGUCCAAACGACGCUCGCGUCGGCCUUUCACACCGGCUGAAGACGAAGCUCUUCUCAAAGGCUACGCUGUCCACGGCUUUCAAUGGACGCUUAUUCAACAAGAUCGACAUUUGAAUCUGUCGCAUCGUAGGGCAACUGACCUGAGAGAUAGGUUUAGAACCAAGUUUCCAAACGCCUACCGAGAAGGUGGAAGUGUUAGCGGUGGAAACAUAGGAUCACUACGACGCGAGACUAGCAACAAAAAUAAACCGUCUCCGAGCGAUAACCAGGGACGAGCCGCACCCUUAGUAAAGGAUACCCAGCAGCCUAUAUCAAUACCACCACUUCCUCCAGUACUCCCAAAGCCCCCAUCCAGCACAUACGAAAGCACGAAACAACCCGAAAAGAAACGCAAAUCACCACCGGAGUCCUCCGGAUUAGCAUCGAUAGGCUCGUUGCUGCAACCACCAGCACUACUUGGCCAGCCGAGCAUGUCACUGGAGUCAUCCGGUGCUGCUGCGACUGCUAUAGGAGGGGGAGGACAAGGUCUAAUAUCGUCCUUCUCAUCUAACUCGAGCCUGUUGGCAGCGGCUAACCACAACAGUGGCAGUUUCAACUCUGCUGCUACUAAUAAUACGUCGUGGGAGGACAACACACUUCCACCAUUGAAUUGGGAUGACCUUAAUUAA